Messenger RNA from Melitaea cinxia (Glanville fritillary), 1459 nucleotides. Its product is annotated as salivary plasminogen activator alpha 1. NCBI's taxonomy places the organism in Eukaryota, Metazoa, Arthropoda, Insecta, Lepidoptera, Nymphalidae. The record is from RefSeq and is a predicted model, not a curated record. The transcript has 6 exons. Gene Ontology annotation, molecular function: serine-type endopeptidase activity. Bases 1 to 1305 code for a protein of 434 amino acids. Gene Ontology annotation, biological process: proteolysis.
AUGGCUGUUAAGUGUGUUUGUGUUAUUUUUAUUUUUUUAGUGCUACUUUUUGAAAUUAACGCGUAUAGUCCUAGAGAAUGCGGAGUACCUCUGAGAAGGCAUACGAGGCAGCCUCGCGAGCGACCAGCGGGGCAACUACGGAUUAUAAAGGGAAUGGAGUCCAAAAGAGGAGCUUGGCCUUGGCAGGUGUCUCUGCAGCUGCUCCAUCCCAACUACGGUCUUAUUGGGCACUGGUGCGGGGGUGUGCUGAUCCAUCCGCAAUGGCUGCUGACCACUGCGCAUUGUAUACAUAAUGAGCUCUUUAACCUGCCUGUACCAGCAUUAUGGACGGCUGUACUUGGUGAAUGGGAUCGAGCUGAACAGCGAGGGGCUUACUUGCCGAUCGAGAGGAUCGUUCUACACCACAGAUUUCAUAAUUAUCAGCAUGAUAUAGCUCUCAUGAAGAUGAUAAAGGCAGCAGAUGUAAGUGCCGGGAGUCGGAUACGUACCAUCUGCCUCCCUUCCUACGAACUACCGAUCAGCACUCACAAUACAGAACGAAGCACGUCAUUCUUCAAGAAACCAGAUGAAAUAAGGAGAAAACCUAAACCUCAAAAACCCAAUCCAGAUACCGCUGUUAAAUAUUUAGAAAGACUUAAUAAUAUCACUAAAACUGUAUUCUCAGGAGUGACGAACAAGAAACACAAAAACACUAGAUAUAACGUGAGAGUUUCAAACGAUUCAAAUAAACCAACAGAAAGAAAAAACGAUGAAGACAUUAAUGUAAAUGAUACUGACAGAAAAAUCAAAGAUGUAGCAUACGACAGUGCAACACUAGACAGCGUGGUUAAGCUUAUAAAAACGAAAGCAGCCAGAGAUAAAAUUAAAUUUGAUAAUACUAAACGAAGUGAUAAGAAACUUAUGUACGGUGAAGAAAUUGAUCCUUUCAUUGAAGAUAAUAACGGUUUAGACUUCAAAGAUGAAUGCUACGCUACUGGAUGGGGGAGGCAACAGACGAAUGGUACUUUGACAGAUGUUUUGUUAGAGGCUGAAGUACCAGUCUUACCGUUGCAGCUUUGUAGAGAUAAAUAUUCAUUGAGCUUACCUUUAAAUGAUGGACAUUUGUGUGCUGGGAGUACCGAUGGCAGUACAGGUGCUUGCGUGGGUGAUAGUGGGGGUCCACUUCAGUGCAGGUCUGGGGGUCGCUGGGAGCUCAGAGGGUUGACUUCCUUCGGGUCGGGAUGUGCGAGGAUCGGGGUCCCGGAUGUGUACACAAACGUGGCCCAUUACGUGUCAUGGAUUUACGCUCAUAUUUACGCUAGUUGAAGAUUUAAUUACAAUAAGAAUAUAUAUAAGUAAAUUAUGUAUAUUGUAAAUAUACUAAUAUAUAUAUAUUAGGAUAGUUAUAUAUUUUUUUUUAAGUAAUCCAAUUUUUAGUUUGUAGAUAACGUGUACAAAGACAUAUUUUUAAUGUUAAAAA